Molecule: messenger RNA, 4662 nt
Organism: Phyllostomus hastatus (greater spear-nosed bat)
Lineage: Eukaryota; Metazoa; Chordata; Mammalia; Chiroptera; Phyllostomidae
Gene: ZBTB39
Product: zinc finger and BTB domain containing 39
Exons: 2
Coding region: 249-2384 (711 amino acids)
Biological process (GO): regulation of cytokine production; negative regulation of transcription by RNA polymerase II; regulation of immune system process
Molecular function (GO): protein binding
Source: RefSeq, a predicted model, not a curated record
CGCUGCCUCCUCCGGGACGGCGGGGGGCGCUGCGGGCCGGGCAGCGGGGACGGCCCGGGCCGGCACUGCGAGCAGCGCAGCGGAUGGAGAGUCUGGCCGUGGCCGGCGGCGCCGCCUCCUUGUCGGGCCGGGCACGGCGGGCCGGGGCCUUUGUGUGAGGUGGCUGUGGCGAUGGUACUCAGGCCCAGCGGAGUCGGUUCACAGAUUAACCGUGCUGGUAAGGAGGCAACUUCGUAGGAGCUGCUAAGAUGGGCAUGAGGAUCAAACUGCAAAGUACCAACCACCCCAACAACCUGCUGAAGGAACUCAACAAGUGUCGGCUCUCAGAGACCAUGUGCGACGUCACCAUUGUGGUGGGGAGUCGCUCCUUCCCGGCCCACAAAGCUGUGCUGGCCUGUGCAGCUGGCUACUUCCAAAACCUCUUCCUAAAUACUGGGCUUGAUGCUGCCAGGACCUAUGUGGUAGACUUUAUCACCCCUGCCAACUUUGAGAAGAUUCUGAGCUUUGUCUACACGUCGGAGCUUUUCACGGACCUGAUCAAUGUUGGGGUUAUCUACGAGGUAGCCGAGCGUCUGGGUAUGGAGGACCUCCUCCGGGCCUGUCAUUCCACCUUUCCUGACCUGGAGAGCACGGCCGUGGCCAACCCCCUGACCAGCACCAGUGAGAGCCACUCUGGCACGCUGAGUUAUAGCUCAGCAGAACCUGCCCAUCCCCUUGGAGAACUCCGGGGCAGUGGGGAGCACUUUGGUCCUGAAAGAAACUAUGUCUUACCUAGCGAUGCUGGAGGAAACUAUAAAGAAGAAGAGAGAAAUGUUACCAGUGACACUAACCAUGGCCUGCCUCUGCCACAGCAGCCGCUGCCAUCAAAGACGGAAGACCGUGGUAACCCUGCUCCUUUCACGUCUGUACCUAAUGUGGUGACCCAGCCAGUCCUAGGCACUGUCAGCAUGGGCAUCCAAACCAGCACGAGCUCCUGCCAGCCAUACAAACUUCAGAGCAAUGGAGACUUCAGUAAAAACAGCUUCUUCUCCCCUGACAAUGCAGUAGACAUUACCACUGGGACCAACUCCUGUCUGAGCAACAGCGACCACUCCAAAGAUCCAGCCUUUGAGCAGAUAGAUGAGCUCCAGCUGGAGGACCUGGGGGAUGAUGACUUGCAAUUUGAAGACCCCACUGAGGACAUAGGGACAGCGGAGGAGGUGAUUGAAUUGAGUGACGACAGUGAGGAUGAGCUGACCUUUGGAGAGAAUGACAACCGAGAGAAUAAGGCCAUGCCCUGCCAGGUGUGCAAGAAAGUUCUAGAGCCCAACAUUCAACUGAUUCGACAGCAUGCUCGAGACCACGUGGACCUGUUGACAGGCAACUGUAAGGUAUGUGAGACCCACUUCCAGGACCGAAACUCCCGGGUGACCCAUGUUCUGUCUCACAUUGGUAUUUUCCUCUUCUCCUGCGACAUGUGUGAAACUAAAUUCUUUACCCAGUGGCAGCUGACCCUCCACCGACGGGAUGGAAUAUUUGAGAACAACAUCAUUGUCCACCCCAAUGAUCCCCUGCCUGGGAAGCUGAGUUUGUUUUCAGGGGCUGGCUCUGCAGAAUUGAAGUGUGCUGCCUGUGGGAAGGCAUUGGCCAAAGAUUUCCACAUGGUCCGGGGCCACAUCCUCGACCACCUAAACGUGAAAGGCCAGGCCUGCAGUGUCUGUGACCAGCGCCACCUCAACCUCUGCAGCCUCAUGUGGCACAUGCUCUCCCAUCUCGGCAUUUCAGUCUUCUCCUGCUCCGUCUGUGCAAACAGCUUUGUGGACUGGCAUCUCCUAGAGAAGCACAUGGCUGUGCACCAGAGCCUGGAAGACACCCUCUUCCGCUGCCACUUGUGUAGCCAGAGCUUCAAGUCAGAGGCUGCCUAUCGCUACCACGUCAGCCAGCACAAAUGCAACAGUGGCCUUGAUCCGCGGCCUGGCUUUGGGAUACAGCAGUCAGCUCUCCAGAAGCGGAAGCUGCCAGCGGAGGAACUCCUGAGCGAGGAGCUGGCUCUACAGGGCCAACCUGGGAACAGCAAAUAUAGCUGCAAAGUCUGUGGCAAGAGGUUUGCCCACACAAGCGAGUUUAACUACCACCGGCGGAUCCACACAGGCGAGAAGCCGUACCAGUGUAAGGUGUGCCACAAGUUCUUCCGAGGCCGCUCAACUAUCAAGUGCCACCUGAAGACACAUUCAGGGGCCCUCAUGUAUCGCUGCACAGUCUGUGGCCACUACAGCUCCACCCUUAACCUCAUGAGCAAGCACGUCGGCGUGCACAAAGGCAGCCUUCCGCCUGACUUCACCAUUGAGCAGACCUUCAUGUACAUUAUCCAUUCCAAAGAGGCGGAAAAGAACCCGGACAGCUGACUGGGUCGCAGCAGAGCCAAGGAGAGCUCCCAGGUGGCAGCCAGGACAUUAAUUUUCUAAUGGCUGUUGCUCCCACCCCAACUGAAGUUACAACUUUGCCUUGGUAGGAAUUCUGCCCUGUCUUGUGUUUAAAGAAGAAAAAAGAAGAAAUAGCACAUGUUUUUGAGAAGCAAUGGCCCUAUCAUGUUUACCUCCUUUCCCAUUCUUGCCCACGAAGGGCUGUGUUUUCGGUUCUUUUGAGGCCGGUCUUGGGAUCUCAUCAGGCGGUUGGUGUCAGCUAGAUCCCCUUCUCCAGCCUUGCGAGUCGUAUGCUGCUAGGAAUCCAACCAACAGCCUCACCGAAUAGAGGAGGUGGAGAGAGGUUUUCGCUGUGGGUGUAACCGCCAGAUCUCCCACUGAGACAACUGACUGUGAGAGAUUUUGGCAAUGUGUUCAUUCAGAAAAGACUAGUCAGAGGGCAGCCCACUCCAGGUUCCGGUCCCAAGCUUCAGCAGGGAAAAGGCAUCAGGGAUAGAGGUGCCUGCUUAUUCCACAGCUCUAGUCUAUCUGCUGGUUGGAGAGUAAAGUCUUGUGGAAGCUAGAUCCAAACUGGGGACUAGGCUUUCUGUUUAGACCAGAAAGCUUUGGGAUGAUUCCUUGCCAGCCAGAAGAGGUCCUUCAGUGUCAGCCUGGAUGGACAGGAAGGGAGGUUUCUCUUCUCAAUUCCAAAGAAACAUGAUUUUAUGGAGUGACGGCCCAGGACGUCAGGCCUUCCCUGUGGGGCAAAGAGGACAGGGAACCAUUUGACAUAGUCAUCUGUUAUCUCACCUCUGUCAACCUUGAGUUUUCUGGUGGAGAGGUGGGGAUGUCUCUGACAGCAGCAGCCUUGCCUUAAUUUACGCCCUGUCUCCCACCUACAUGUGUGUUUGACCUGUAGCGUAGAUGAGAAGACCCCGUGAGGUGGAGUGAUGGACUGGGAGCCCUACAGGAUUAAAGGGACCGAGUGACUGGUGGUGUGUGGUGGAAUGUGUCUCUGGCCCAUCUGGGUAACCUGUUGUUUACUUUGUGCAGCUGGGCAGGAGCUUUGGCAGCUAACUUUUGACCUGCUGGAAUUUAUCCUGAUCUGUCUUUGCAUUGCCACCAGGGGGCUCUAUUUGUUGGCCCCUAGUUCAGGCCCUCCCUAGGUGUCUGGGAAACGUUUCUGCCCAGCCCAAGCUGUUUUGUUCUUAGUUGACUUUUGAGGGGGUCUUGCCCAAAGAAGGCUUGAGUGAGAGGGCCCUUUGUCUCGCAUCCUCACUGGCUCACCUCAGUACCUCAUACUACCUCACCGCUCAGGCGUGCUGUGGGAGGCCCCGGCCUGGGCCCUGACACUGCCCCUCGUGGGACUCAGCAGCACCCGGGGCUGUUUCACAAGCAAGUGGUUUUAAUGAACUCACAAAGCCUUUUUUGACGUUAAUAUUUAUUUAUUUUUAUUUUUGUAUGCAUAUUACCCAGCAUCUCUUUUGGAUAAGAGACUUCAGGAAAAUGAGUUUCUCUCCAGCAAGGAGCCAUGUUCCAGGGGACAGUCCCGGCCAGAGAUUUGGGAAAUAGGCCAGAACUGGGAGAGAACGUGUCAUGCCUUUAAAUAAGCAAAUUCUCUCCUUUCUCUCCAGAUAGGCUCUUCCAGAAUAGACCCAGAGGACCUUUCAGGCAAUGGACGUAUGCUCUAGGAAGCUGGGGCUUGUGAAAUUCCUAGGCCUUUCGUCCUCCUUCCACCCUGUGAUGGGGAGAUUGGGGCCUGGGCUGAGCGGAUCCAGUCACAUGAAGGACCUUUUUGCACAUUUUCUCAUUGCUCCUAAACUCGGAAAGCUGCAUUAAGAUAUACAGGCAAACCAAAGCUCUGUCUUUGGUGGACCUGCUGCCUCUCUCCCCAGCCCUAAGCUUAUAAAGCCUCUGAGUUGAGUGUGUGGCUCUCUGGUGCGGUGGCCGUUACAUAAAGGGAUUUGUACGAGUGGCACCUUCACCAUCUAAACCCAGCUUGUUAAAUCUUCUUCAGACAUACUUGUCAGGAAAGCAGUGCUGAGACUUUCCAUCCCUGGCUGGCUUCUCUCUUUCUCACACUGACCAUUAGAAAUUUAAGAAGGAAAAUAUGUAAAAGAUGAGGGUCGAGUGUCUGCUAAGCUUUUCAAGCCUGAGUGAUCCCUCCCAGGCUGUUGGUAAGGACUGAUUUUUUUUUUUUUUUUAGUAUUUUUUUAAAAGAUUUUAUUUAUUCAUUUUUAGACAGAGGGGAAGAGAAGGAGAAAGAGAGGGAGAGAAACAU